Molecule: messenger RNA, 3895 nt
Organism: Melozone crissalis (California towhee)
Lineage: Eukaryota; Metazoa; Chordata; Aves; Passeriformes; Passerellidae
Gene: BCL2L10
Product: BCL2 like 10
Exons: 2
Coding region: 83-622 (179 amino acids)
Biological process (GO): extrinsic apoptotic signaling pathway in absence of ligand; intrinsic apoptotic signaling pathway in response to DNA damage; regulation of apoptotic process
Cellular component (GO): mitochondrial outer membrane
Molecular function (GO): protein heterodimerization activity; protein homodimerization activity
Source: RefSeq, a predicted model, not a curated record
GGCCGGGCGGAGGGGCCGCCCCGCCUCUUAGUCGGCGGCAGCUGCUGCUGCUGCUGUGGGGCCGGCGCCGUGGGCAGCCGCCAUGCCGCGCUCGCUGAAGGAGGAGACGGCGCUGCUGCUGGAGGAUUACUUCCAGCACCGCGCCGGCAGCGCCGCGCUGCCCUGCAGCCCCACGGCGGGCACGCUGCGGCGGGCGGCGGCCGAGCUGGAGCGGCAGGAGCGGCCCUUCUUCCGCUCCUGCGCGCCGCUGGCGCGGGCCGAGCCGCGGGAGGCGGCCGCGCUGCUGGCCAGGGUGGCGGCGCAGCUCGAGGCCGACGGCGGCCUCAACUGGGGCCGGCUGCUGGCGCUCGUGGUGUUCGCGGGCACGCUGGCGGCCGCGCUGGCCGAGCGGGGCUGCAGCGACGGGCCGCGCUGCCUGGCCGCUCACCUGGCCGCAUACCUGGCCGAGGAGCGCGGCGAGUGGCUGGAGGCGCACGGCGGAUGGGAUGGCUUCUGUCGGUUCUUUGGCAGGCCGGGCUCGGAGGCGGCCGAGCAGAGCAGCACCAUCGGCAACGCCAUCGUGGCGGCGGCGGCGGGCAUCGGCAUCGGCAUGGCGGGGCUGGCCUUCCUCCUGGUGCGGUAGGACACCGGCGCAUCCUGCCCAGGGAAAGUACUCUCAAAACUGACAGUUUACCAGAUUUCACUUUAUUUUCUAUAGAACAGACCCUCUAAGAAGAAGUCUAUAUUUUUAAACUGGCUCAGAAAACUGCCUCACCAAAUCCUUGGCUAUAAACUGCUUCACUCACUACCCAGUGACGGCACAGACAGAUGUGUACUAGAGCACUAUUUGUGCAUGUUCAAAACCUGUUAUCUCCAAACAUCCUCUGGACUUUCUUUUUUGAAGGUGUAAACCUAAACUUUAGCAUGGUUCAUGUACUGUAACUUCUGAGUGCUUGGUGUUAUGCUAGGAAAACAUUAUGGUGGGCUUGCUACUAAACCCUCUGUUCAAGAAGUCUCAUUUACCUGGAGGCAAGUUUGGAACCCGCCUUCAUUAAUGCUGUAAAGUGGGCAAACCUUGACUGUGAUCUGAUGUGGUUUAUGGCUUCAAACGUGGUGCACAGCACUUGUAAUCAAAAGGCAACUCCUUUGUUCAUUUAGGGCAGUUGGUGCCUGUGAUGCUAGAAGCAUUAGGGCUUAGUGUAACAUAAGGCUGAAUUCAUUACACUACAAGAAGGUAAGUAUUGAUACAGGACAGUAAUGGCUGCAGAACUGGUUCCUACUGAAAGGAAAAGAAUUUAAAUAUUAAACCUUAAUUGGUAUAUUGAAAUCCAGUGAAGGCUGGAAUUUCUCUGGAUUUCCCUUACAAAGUGAGAAUUUCCAUAUAUCUUAAUAUAUUUUUGAAGUAUUUAUCACUGUAUAAUACUUGUAGCCAUAACAUCUUUAUUUUUGUUUAAAACUUAAUGCUGGUUCUCGUCACUCUAGCGUGUAUCAAGCGUUGUCUUGUUUUAGUAAUAUUUCACUCUGUUUUCAAAAUGCUGUGUAUUUCUUUCAAUUGUUGUACAGGUUGUACAAAUUGCCUUAUGUUUCUGGUAGCUUUUGAAUAAUGUUCCUGGGUUACUCACAACUGUACAAUUUUACUAUGGUGACUUCAAAGGUGAAUAAAUGUUGAGUAUUUUUAUUUUAAAAAAUCUUUCUGAUUAUUAGGUCGGAUGGGUGCUGCUGCUCAGACAGUGUGUGUUUUGGUGGUUACCUGGAUGCAUCAGUUUGUAUUCACUGUAUUGCUGGUGCUUUGACCUGAGACAAGGACUUGUGAAGCACCAGAGCAGUUUGAUACCAGUCUCCAGAGCAGCCCUGCAGUCCAAACUAGAGUGGAAAAUCCCAUCCGAAAGGUCCAUCUUCAGCAUCGGGAUUGGAAGCAACCUGCUGGUUUUGUAGGCCAAAGUUUACUAACAUAGGUGGGUGCAAUCAGGCUCCUCUGAGAGCUUGUAGAGAGUGACAGAGCUCUUGUUUCUUCUUUGCCAGGACUUGCUGCUGCCUCUCUCACACGUGCAUGCUUUUUACUGAAACUGAAGUUCUGGUCCAUGUUAUGAUGACAGCUGUGCAAUGUGCUGGUGGAGUUCAACCUUCCUGGAUUAGUCCUCCUGAGCAGCUGUACUCUUUGAGGGUGUUGGGCAAGGCUGGUCUCCUGCCCCUGUGUCCAGUCUGGGGGCUCUGAUGCCUGUUCCAGCUGCACGUCCAGUGGGCAGCCAGCUUCCCCUUGGGAAAGCUCAGGUCAGCAUCCCUGUGGCUGCCAGUGGCCACCCUGCUUCUCCUUCUGCUGGCCACCGGGCCUGAGGCAGGCGUGCUGGACAGAGCAGCCUUGUGCUGGCUGGCCACAGAUGUGGGACAGGGACAAAAAGGGGCAUUCAGGGGCUGGUAAGUCCCACACAGGCAGGAAGGAGCUGCUGGUCCUCCCCCUCACGCUGCUGGCUGGAAUAAACGUCUGCUUGUUCUCCAACUUCCAGUUCUCUAACCUCCAGCUUGCCUCCUCUCAGCAAGGGGAUUGGGAGCCCAUGGUGCAGGGCUGUGCUCAGUUCCUCUCUCAGGUUCCUGCAGGGCUGACACCCCUGUGUGUGACAGCUCAGUGCUCUGGGUAUCUGCCUGCAGACAUCCAGUGCCCGAAACUUUGCCCACAGUGGGAAUGAGCUGGUGGGUCCUGGGAACUGGAAGUAGUUUCUAAAAUGUGGGAUGCUUGUAUGAUGAAAAGCAUGGGGAAUGACAGGGCAAGAAAUGCUCUAAACAAAGGUCAAAUGUCUCUCCUGUGCCAAACAGAACAAAGAUAAAAUAUCUGUAUCUUGAUUUUCAGUGUAAUCUGAUCUGGCAGGCUCCACAGAAACAAUAGCAGAGAGGAUAUUUAUGCUGGCUUUUCCAGUGUGCUCUGGAAAAGUGAAAAAACCCCCAUCAAACCCAGCCUGGAAAUGCCCUUUAACGGUCACAUCAGCUUUUGGUGUAAACCUGACCCUUUCCAAAGUGCAGCUUGAGGAGCAUGUGCCAGUCUUUCCUGGCCUGGAGAAGCUGGGAGUGGGCUUUCUGGGAGCCAGGGAGGCUGCAGGCUGGGUCAGGAGGCCGCAGGGGCAGCACUGCCUGGGCCAGGCUGCUCUGGUCCCUGCUGGGAGCCUGAGCUCAGUGCCCUGGAGCAGGGGCACAGCCCAGGCUGCUGCAACAGGCACAGGUGGGAGCUGCCCAUCCCAGCCAGGGCCAGGCUCCCUGGGCUGCUCUCUGACGUGGCAAUGUGGGAUUGAAGAGCAGAACUUAAAUCACUGGAGCCCUGUUGAUUUCAGGGCAGUUCAGACUAACUUACGUUUGCAUGACUUCUGGUUUUAAAAGAAACUAUUUCAGUUUCAGCCUGACAUUUUGUCUCAAUGAAGUAAUAUAUUUCUCAAUUGAAAACUGCUGCUCAUCUGCUUUCUGCCUCAGAAGAGGGAAGCAAGAUGCUGCUGUUCCUUCCUUUAAAAGCAGAAGGGGAGUGAGUGGGUGGUGUUUCAGUGCAAGGCUGUGUCUGAUCCUCACGGCAGCUUCUGUCUCUCCAGCACUGUUGUGCUUCCCAGGCCUGUGGUGGAUGCAGCAGGCUCAUCCUGCCUGCACAUAAGCAAUUGCUGCAGGUUCUGCUGGGCCCCAUCCUGCACAAUCCUGGCUUGCUCCAGGGCUCUUAGUGCUGGCAGCACCUGCAUUUGAGGGAAAAGGAGUGAAGGUGCUGCCUGGGCUCUUCCAUCACCAGUUUUGAGUCCCUCCUGUGCUGUGUGUGAAGAUCUGUGCAGGGCUGAGGGCUGGGGAAAGCAGUGUUCCCACUUCAUAGAGGUGCUCACAAUGGUCUGACAGGAGCUGUCAGUGUUAUCUCUGGACCUGCACCUGCUCCCUGCCCAGUUCUGAUCUGUAA